Molecule: messenger RNA, 618 nt
Organism: Kwoniella botswanensis
Lineage: Eukaryota; Fungi; Basidiomycota; Tremellomycetes; Tremellales; Cryptococcaceae
Exons: 4
Coding region: 1-618 (205 amino acids)
Cellular component (GO): cytoplasm; nucleus
Molecular function (GO): hydrolase activity
Source: RefSeq, a predicted model, not a curated record
AUGACGAAAGACAAGACGGAACCGAGGCAUGUGGCCGUAUCGCUGGUCUGUUCGCCAUUGACGGGUAGAUUGUUGAUGGUCACCAGCAGGGCUCAUCCGGAUUUAUGGAUAUUUCCAAAAGGAGGUAUAGAAGAAGGAGAAUCGUCUGGUCAAGCUGCAGUAAGGGAAUCGUGGGAAGAAGCAGGUACACCACCGUCUCUUGCCGCUCCUGAAGAUCUCCAGAGACUCAUGAUGCUCGCGUUACCGUCGAAGAAGAAAAGGGGCUCGGUAUGGCAUGUUCAUGUGCUGGAGGUCAACGAGGAUGUGGUGGAAUGCAUCGAACAGUGGCCAGAAUCACAUGAACGGAAACGAGCAUGGUUCACUCCAUCCGAAUGUCUAUUUAAUAUUCAAGAAUGGUCCAAAAUCCCACCGAGCUCAACGAACGAUAAUCAUCUGGAUGAUCCAGUGGAGCUUGUCAAUCAUCAUGCGGAGGAAGGAGAUGAUGGCAACGAACGUCAAGAUAGAGAACAACAGAAGAAGGGAAAACAACAGCAUAAAAUGGAGAAAAAAGCCGGUGCGAUGGAAUUAGCUUUGAGGCAAUUCAUGGAAUCUAGAGGGAAGGUCCUCGAAAAUCAGUGA